GUAGAAAUUCACCACUACCUCGUAUUCCACGUCAGUUGUGUUGGCUAUGACAUUUUAGUCGAUUUUCUUCUUUUCACCGUCAACAAGAAAGAGAUUCAAUUGAACGACUGUAACAUAACAGAUCAAACUCAAUUUUAGUGUGUGCUUCGAUCUAUCAAAACUUCAAUUAAAAAUGAAAUAUUUGUGGUUAAUAACACUGCUAGUGCUUCCAGCUCUAUUAUGUACAUUCGGAAAUGGAAACAAACUGAUGACCUUUGCUGCUGAAGAUGAAAUCGAUGAAGAGCUCGUAGAUGUUGAAAAUGAGGACGCACCACUUGUCGGUGAAGAUGUCGAUGUGGAAGAAGAAGCGGAAGUGACAACGUCCCCAGACGCCAACACUUUCCUACUGUUCACCAAACCCUUGUACACACCGGGCGUUGCACUCGAACUUCCAGCUGGCAAUCCAGUCGAAUUCCUCGUUGGUUUCUUGAACAACGGCAUGGAUGACUUUGUUGUCGAAAGUGUCGAAGCCUCGUUCAGAUAUCCAAUGGACUUCAACUACUACAUUCAAAAUUUCUCCGCCAUCCCGUACAACCGUGAAAUCAAGCCCGGACACGAAGCAACCGUUUCUUACUCAUUCAUUCCAUCCGAAUCGUUCGCUGGCCGCCCAUUUGGAUUGAAUAUUGCGCUGAACUAUCGUGACAUCAAUGGAUUCCAAUUCACCGAAGCUGUGUUCAACGAAACCGUUCAAAUUACCGAAAUUGACGAAGGAUUGGACGGAGAAACAUUCUUCCUGUACGUCUUUUUGGCUGCCGUUGCCGUGCUACUGUUGGUUGUUGGACAACAAUUUUUGGUCGGUUCCGUUGGUAAGAGAAAGCGUGCCCAAGUUUCGCGCAAAACUAUCGAAACUGGUACGACAAACUCGACCGAUGUGGAUUACGAAUGGUUGCCACAGGAGACAUUGAAGGCAUUACAAAAAGCAUCGCCAAAUUCAAAAUCACCAAAAAAUUCGCCCAAUGCUAAAAUCUCAUCGAAGCAAAGCCCGAAAGCACAAGGACAGAGCCCACGGCAACGCAAAGCCAAAGCUGGUUCUCAUGAUUAAAUUCUCGGCAUUCGGUUAACGUAAUGUUGGGAGUUUUUUUUUGUUUUUCUUUUUUUGUGUUAUAUUUAACAUCCUUUUUCGAAGCGAUGGGUAUUCGUCAACUAUUCCAUUGCGCACGCCAUAUGUCUAAAGCACACGCUUUCGGCAUAUUAAUUACUCAUAUUGUCAGAUUGUUUGAUUUUAUUUUUAUAAUCUAGAAUCAAUCGCGUCAUUUCGUUUCAUUUAAGAUUUAAGUCGGAUAGAUGAAGAAACAAAACAAAAGAAAACCAUCAGUGAUGAAUGAGAAGAGACUUUUUUCUAUUUAUUUGACCGUUAAAGUAAAGUGUUUUCAUGGCUUUUCGUUAGACUAUAAGGACUUUAGUUUUUCAGUUAAAAUAAAAACAACAAAAUCAUUUUUUUUGUACUGUUGGUUCAAUCCGUUCCAUUUGUAAACGGGUACACCAUAUUGAGGAGCAAUAAAUUGUACAGGUUAACAUUUUG
This is a messenger RNA of Bradysia coprophila, 1561 nucleotides long. RefSeq names its product signal sequence receptor subunit 1 l(1)G0320. Gene Ontology annotation, cellular component: endoplasmic reticulum; endoplasmic reticulum membrane. NCBI's taxonomy places the organism in Eukaryota, Metazoa, Arthropoda, Insecta, Diptera, Sciaridae. The record is from RefSeq and is a predicted model, not a curated record.